AUGGGGGAGGGGUUUGUUUAGUUCAAUAGGAAACAUGGCGGCUGCCGGGGCUGGGAAGGUGGCGGGUGCCGCUGUCGGAGCCGUAGUAAAACCAGUCUUCAGUCGGGAUUUGGCUGAAGCCAAACGGCACGUGAGGGAAUUAUAUAGAACUUGGUACCGCGAAAUCCCAAAUACUGUGCAUACAUACCAACUGGAGAUCACAGUGAAACAGGGGCGUGACAAGGUGCGAGAGCUCUUCAUGAAAAAUUCCCAUGUUACAGACCCCAGAGUCAUUGAUUUGCUUGUUAUUAAGGGAAAAAUGGAAUUCCAAGAAACAAUCAAUGUGUGGAAACAAAAGACCCAUAUAAUGAGAUAUUUUCAUGAGACAGAAACACCGCAACCCACGGAUUUCCUAUCCAAGUUCUACAUAGGCCACGAUCCUUGAACUAAAUCAUCAAUAGAGAAUAAUGACUCUGUUUUCUGUUCCAAAUAAAUGCCUGUAUGUUAAAACUCUUCAACAAGAAAGUA
This is a messenger RNA of Thamnophis elegans (Western terrestrial garter snake), 507 nucleotides long. RefSeq names its product NADH:ubiquinone oxidoreductase subunit A6 (gene NDUFA6). The record is from RefSeq and is a predicted model, not a curated record. The coding region runs from base 35 to 424 and encodes 129 amino acids. Gene Ontology annotation, biological process: response to oxidative stress. NCBI's taxonomy places the organism in Eukaryota, Metazoa, Chordata, Lepidosauria, Squamata, Natricidae. The transcript has 3 exons.